Hordeum vulgare subsp. vulgare (domesticated barley) is the source of this 1622-nucleotide messenger RNA. Its product is annotated as cytochrome P450 89A2-like. The record is from RefSeq and is a predicted model, not a curated record. Gene Ontology annotation, molecular function: heme binding; oxidoreductase activity, acting on paired donors, with incorporation or reduction of molecular oxygen, NAD(P)H as one donor, and incorporation of one atom of oxygen; iron ion binding. Bases 4 to 1614 code for a protein of 536 amino acids. NCBI's taxonomy places the organism in Eukaryota, Viridiplantae, Streptophyta, Magnoliopsida, Poales, Poaceae. The transcript has a single exon. Gene Ontology annotation, cellular component: membrane.
GCCAUGGCAACGUUGCACUUGUUCUUCCUUAUGGCGACCACGGUCAUCUUCGCCCUCCUCUUACUCCUCCGUCUCCGCCGGGGCCAGGGCGAUGGCAAGCGCCUCCCGCCCGGCCCGCCGUCCCUGGUUCUGCUCUUCAGCGCGGCGUGGCUGGGGCUGACGAGCUCGCCGGCCGAGGCGGAGCCCCUGCUCCAACGCCUGUUCAGGCGGUACGGCCCCAUCGUGUCGCUGCGAGUGGGGUCACGGCUGGCCAUCUUCGUCGCCGACCGACGCCUCGCACACACGGCGCUCGUCCAGCGCGGGGCCACCAUGGCCGACCGCCCCAGCUUCGCAUCGGCCAGGAUCCUCGGCGCCGACGACAACUACUCCGUGACCCGCGCCGGCUACGGGCCGGUGUGGCGCCUCCUGCGCCACAACCUCGUCGCCGAGACGCUGCACCCGUCGCGCGCACGCCGGUUCACGCCCGCGCGCCUCUGGGCGCGCCGCGUGCUCGUCGAGAAGCUGCGGCGCCAGGCCGACGGCGGCGGGGCGCCUGCCCCGGUCAGGGCCACGUUCCAACACGCCGUGUUCUGCCUCCUCUUGACCAUGUGCUUCGGCGAGAGGCUUGACGAGAACCUGGUGCGCGCCAUCACCGCCGCGCAGAACGACCAGGUGCGAUACAUGUUCAGCAAGAUGUCCGUCUUCGCCUUCCUCCCGUCGGUCGCCGAGCGCCUCUUCGCCGGACGCGUCCGGACAAUGCUUUCCCUGCGGCGGCGGCAGAGGGAGCUCUUUCUGCCGCUGAUCGACGCGCGCAGGGAGUACGACUACAAGGGCAAGAAACGCGGCGGCGAGCGCGAGCCGAGGCGGAGGCGGAGCAAAUCGGAAGAAACCACGUUGGAGCACGCGUACGUGGACACGCUGUUCGACGUCAGGCUCCCGGAGGAGGGCAACCGCCCACUCACCGACGACGAGAUGGUCAACCUCUGCUCGGAGUUCCUCACCGCCGGGGCUGACACCACCUCCACCGCACUGACGUGGAUCAUGGCCGAGCUCGUAAAAAACCAGGCCAUCCAGGAGAGGCUCUACGAGGAGAUCAAAGCCAGGACAAGAGACGACGAUGAAGAGGUCUCCGAGGAAGACGUCCAGAGCAUGCCUUACCUCAAGGCGGUGGUUCUCGAGGGCCUGCGGAUGCACCCGCCGGUGCACUUCGUGCUGCCGCACAUGGCAUCGGAGGACGUGGAGGUCGGCGGGUACCUCGUCCCCAAGGGUGCCACGGUGAACUUCAUGGUGGCCGAGAUGGGCAGGGACGAACGGGAGUGGGACAUGCCCAUGGAGUUCAUUCCAGAGCGGUUCUUGGCAGGCGGCCAAGGCAAAGUGGUGGACGUGACAGGCAGCACGGGGAUCAGAAUGAUGCCGUUCGGCGUCGGCCGGAGGAUCUGCGCCGGUCUGAACAUUGCCGUGCUUCACCUGCUCUACCUGGUGGCCAACAUGGUGAGGGAAUUCGAGUGGAAGGAAGCGGCCGGCCACGAGGUCGACUUGGCGGAGAAACUCGAGUUCAUGGUUGUCAUGGAGAAGCCGCUGCGCCCGCGCCUUGUGCCCCGAAAGCCCAACAUGCAAACUCAACAACACUUGUAAUAAAUAUU